Messenger RNA from Onychomys torridus (southern grasshopper mouse), 2669 nucleotides. RefSeq names its product ATP synthase mitochondrial F1 complex assembly factor 1 (gene Atpaf1). The transcript is spliced from 9 exons. Gene Ontology annotation, cellular component: mitochondrion. Gene Ontology annotation, biological process: mitochondrial proton-transporting ATP synthase complex assembly. The record is from RefSeq and is a predicted model, not a curated record. Lineage: Eukaryota; Metazoa; Chordata; Mammalia; Rodentia; Cricetidae. Bases 186 to 1232 code for a protein of 348 amino acids.
GGAGGGAGGACGUGAAUCCCGGCAGACUCCCAGGAGGAGACGCACCACUACACCCACAGAGCCGGUGGGCAGAGACAAGAGCCACCAACCCUUAGCCUCACCGUCCCUUAUCCACUUUGGCAUCCGGAACCUUGAGCGCGCGGAACCUCGGUGGCGGAGCAUCGGCGUCGCGGACCUUGAAGGCGAUGGAGCAGGCGCGCGGGCCGGGGGCCGAGGCUGACGCUCCAGAGGAGGAGGAGGGGGAGGCGCGGGCGGCCAUGGCGGCCGUGGUGUCAGCUGCGGGGGGAGCGUGCCCCGCAGUCCUGCAGGUGGCCGGCCUCUACCGGGGGCUGUGUGCAGUGCGCAGCCGCGCCCUGGGGUUGGGGUUCGUGUCACCAGCACAGCUACGCGUGUUCCCGGUACGCCGGGGCACCGGCCUGCCUUCGGGGGGAGCAGACGGUAGCGGGGUCAGCGAGCUGGAAGCUAACCCCUUCUACGACCGCUACCGGGACAAGAUCCAGCAGCUGCGCAGGUCUGACCCAGCUGCCUUUGAGUCCCGCCUGGAGAAACGCAGUGAGUUUCGGAAGCAACCAGUGGGGCACUCCAAACAAAGUGAUUUUAUCAAAUGUGUGGAGCAGAAGACAGAUGCCUCAGGGAAACUGCCUGUGAGCAAAGGAUUCACUAAGGACAAGACUCUCAGUUCAAUCUUUAACAUUGAGAUGGUGAAAGACAAAACUGCAGAGGAAAUAAAACAGAUCUGGCAGCAGUACUUUUCAGCGAAAGACACAGUCUACGCAGUUAUUCCCGAAGAGAAGUUUGAUUUGAUCUGGAACCGGGCUCAGUCCUGCCCAACUUUUCUUUGUGCACUACCAAGAAGAGAUGGUUAUGAGUUCUUUGUAGGACAAUGGACGGGUACUGAACUCCACUUCACUGCACUUAUAAACAUUCAGACCCGAGGGGAUGCAGCAGCCAGCCAGCUGAUUUUAUAUCACUAUCCUGAACUUAAGGAAGAAAAGGGCAUAGUGCUGAUGACAGCAGAAAUGGAUUCCACAUUUAUGAAUGUUGCUGAGGCGCAGUGCAUCGCCAAUCAGGUUCAACUCUUCUACGCCACUGAUCGGAAGGAGAUCUUUGGGCUAGUAGAGACCUUUAACUUCAGACCAAAUGAGUUCAAAUAUAUGUCUGUCAUCGCUGAAUUGGAGCAAAGUGGACUUGGAGCAGAACUGAAAUGUGCCCAGAACCAAGAUAAGACCUAGAGAUAUCUGGAUUGGCCCUUCACAGAGUCCGCUCAAUCCUGGAUAGCCUGAAGCCCACCCACACCCUUGACCUCCAGAGCUCAACAUCUGCAAGAAGCAGUCUGUAAAGAGUUGUCGUAUAUGCUUAUUCCAAGAAGUGAUUGUGGGCACAAGCCCUAAUACUUGAUAUUCAGGAACGAAGAUAUACAAAUAUUCUGAUAAUUACCUCUCAGCAUAAGGGUUCCUUUCAUGUGUUUCUGGGCAUUUAAACAAGAAAUAUUCAGGGAUCUGCAAUACUACUGGCUGGUCUUAUUCAGUGUGACAGUGAAGCUGCAUUCUGGCCAUUUUGACUUAUUAUCUCCCAGUUACAUGUCUUCAUAAACCUGUAGCAAUAAGCUUGAGGAUUUUAGAAAUGUCAGCUUUAUGUAUUCUUUCCAUGCACCAAUGAGCUGGCUAAAAACAUCACCCAAAAAUCCUGGCCAGACUCAAUACAACCAGCUAUUCUCCUGAAAAUAAAGACUUCUAGAUGCCUCUCCAGAGUUGCCUUCAGUGUAACUCAGCGAACUGCAGACAUAGUUAAAUACAUUGAUACAAUGCCAACAUCACUGUUAAACAGUUGCUUAUGGCCCUACUCCCUGAACUCUGCCUGUGAGAAGCUGAUGAAUCAGUUCAGUGUAAAUAUAACCUUUCAGUAAGGAGAUCAUUCCAGAUUUGCACGAUUAAAAAAAGUAUUCUAUGAAAAUGUGGGUGGAAGCAAACGCUCCCAGAUUGAGUGUGGGGAGUGUAGCAAUAAAGUCUGGUUUUCAGUCUUUGUUACACAAAAUCGUGGAAACUAAGCUGUGCACUGUUGGCAUCAGUGCUGUGGGUUAAUUUUAUCAGAACUCAUCUUGGGGCUCAGUGAUUUCUUGAAAUGCCACAAAUAAACAACUUAUUCUCCACUAGAAGCAGAUGUAUCAUUCUGUAGCUCCAUGUUCAUUGGUGAGAAAGAAUGGUGGGUCCAUACCAGCCUUAUGAACUCAAAGCCCCAGGUGUUCCCAGUAUUAGUGCUGGUCCCUGUACCACACCGCUCAUUUGAUUUAAUAGGCUCCACCUUAAUCUGCCAUCUGUCUGAUAUUAGAUGCCACCAAACAUGGUGAAUAGAUAUUUAAGUAGUAUUUUCAGUUUAUGUGUAUAUGUUCCUCAUUACAGACUUUUUUUUAAGGUGGGCCUCUCUCAAAGCUUUUUAAGUAGGUGUGGUGGUUUGAAUAAGAUUGGCCCCCACAGGUUCAUAUAGUUGAAUGCCUAGUCACCAGGGAACAGAACCAUUUGAAAGGAUUAGAAGGAUUAGGAGGUGUGGCCCUGCUGGAGGAAGUGUGUCACUAGCAGCAAACUUUGAGGUUUUAAAAAGUUCAUGCCAAGCCCAGAAUCUCCCCCUCUGCCUCCCCCACCCACCCGUAUGCAGGUCAGGAUGUAACUCUC